Molecule: messenger RNA, 1630 nt
Organism: Syngnathus typhle (broad-nosed pipefish)
Lineage: Eukaryota; Metazoa; Chordata; Actinopteri; Syngnathiformes; Syngnathidae
Product: guanylyl cyclase-activating protein 1-like
Exons: 4
Coding region: 978-1580 (200 amino acids)
Biological process (GO): visual perception; positive regulation of guanylate cyclase activity
Cellular component (GO): photoreceptor inner segment; cone photoreceptor outer segment
Molecular function (GO): calcium ion binding; calcium sensitive guanylate cyclase activator activity
Source: RefSeq, a predicted model, not a curated record
GGAGAGCCAUUUUUGUUUCUUUUAUCUGUCUUCAAACUGUUUUUAACCAAAAAUCACUUGCUUUGUAUUAGUCAAUUGUUUUUAAAUCAAUAUAGUUUUUUCCCCCACAAACUUUUUUACAAAAGAUAAAAAAAUUAAGUUGGUAUUUUUUCACUUUAGGAAUAAUUUAAUUGUCCCAUAGUGGACAAGCAAUACUCACAAGUUUUGAUUCAAUAAGCCGAACAUUUACCUUGCUGCGCUUUAAUAAUGCAAGUUUUUUCAUCCAUCAGCUGCUCUUAAAAGUGAAAGCUACCAGCCCAUGCAUGACUUUACAGUAUUUUAUUCUCCAAAAUGUAGAAGGUACAUAUAAUGAGUGAUAAGUGAAGAUCUAUUUGGAGUAUUUAUACUCCUAAAUGUUAUCUUUUUUAAUCCUGUAAAGCAAAACAACAGUUUUCUAUCACGCCUUAAAUAUGUGGAAACAACCAAGACUGGUUUAUCCAGUUCCUCAGUAGGAAUUCAUUAAGCCAUCUGAAAUAUAAUAUGAAGAAAGAGCAUUUGUUUCUCCAUGUCUAUUGUACAGUACACUGAUAUUUAAAGCCAGCAGCCUUGAACUUGGGUUUUAAAUUGAAUUAUGAUUUUAUAUUGAACUGGAAAAUUGGUGUUGUCUUUUUUUUUUUUAAUAAGAAAAAAAAACUGCAGCUGGGCUAAAACCUCUGCUUUCCCGACAGCCUUUUCUAUUAUUGAAUAUAGGAGCAAGGAACAUGUACGUAAAUACAACUCUAAAUGGGUCUUUCUGCCCUUACGAGCGCUCGAAAUAGUUAAGUCUCAUGGGCAAGCAAAGUAGAUUACUACUUGAGAGCUUCAGAAGGAUGAAUGGCUAACAAACAAAUAUGUCUAGCCUUUUCACAACAAACAAGCUUGCGAUGCCUCUGUGAUUGGAUGCAGUACAUUUGACUUUUUAAGGAUUUUGCCGAGGACUUUAUGUGACAAAAACAAGCAUGGGAAACAACGACUCGACUGUGGAGGAUCUACAAACUUGUGAGAGUCAUCAGUGGUAUAGAAAAUUUAUGACUGAGUGCCGAUCAGGACUUCUUUCGUUCUAUGAGUUCAAGAAGUUUUUUGGGCUGAGGAACCUGUCGGAAACAUCAGAUGCCUAUGUUAAGGCUCAGUUUGCAACCUUUGAUUUGAAAGAUGAUGGUUUCGUUGAUUUCAUGGAAUAUGUAGCUGCUCUCAGCCUCGUUCUUAAGGGAGCAGUACAAAAGAAACUUCGCUGGUACUUCAAACUCUACGAUAUUGACGAAAGUGGCUGCAUUGGCCGUGACGAGCUGCUUCUGAUCUACAAGUCUAUUGAUGCAAUCAAUGGAAUUCAUGAUGACGUUAAAGCAGAGGAGUUUACUAAUAUGGUAUUUGACAAGAUUGACAUAAAUGGAGAUGGUGAACUGUCCUAUGAAGAGUUCAUCAGCUGGGUUCAAGAAGACGAGAUGUUGCUGAAGAUGCUCACGCAAAAUCUGGACAUCUCACACGUUGUUCAGAAGAUUCAAGGAGAAAUGACUGCUAAUAACAUCAACAUGCACCGUGAGGGCAGAGGUCAAGAAUCAUGACAACAGGACUGAUCACUUGGUUAUUUCCCAUAUAAUUGAAGGACUGUAUG